This is a messenger RNA of Acaromyces ingoldii, 1064 nucleotides long. RefSeq lists its product as hypothetical. The record is from RefSeq and is a predicted model, not a curated record. NCBI's taxonomy places the organism in Eukaryota, Fungi, Basidiomycota, Exobasidiomycetes, Exobasidiales, Cryptobasidiaceae. The transcript has 3 exons. Bases 243 to 845 code for a protein of 200 amino acids.
GGCUUUUGUGUGCGUGAAGCGCGCACUGCAGCGCAGGGCCUUUAGGGGCCAAUGGCUGGGCCGAAUCCUGCCCAGAGCCAGCGAGGCCAGGGAAGAGCGACGACUCGUUUAUAAACGGGAAACCCCUCCCGCCAUCGUUUUUUCCUUUUCCCAACCCAUCAUCAGCGCCACUUUCCCUCCGCUCCUACUCAUCUCACCUCAUUUUCUCCUUUUUUCGACACCAGAUCAACACGUUUGAAAAGAUGCAGUUCUCGACCGUUGUCAUUGCCGCUUCUGGCCUCGCCGCCGCUGGUGUCGCCAUGGCCCAGAGCACCUUCUCGGUCAACACGCCCGCCUCGGUGGUCCAGUGUGUUCCCCUCCAGAUCUCGUGGACCGGUGGCCAGGCUCCCUUCAACCCUUUCAUCACCGCUCCCGGUGACACGGCGACGAUCCUCGAGACGCUUCCCCAGGUCACUGACCGCACGACGACGUGGACCGUCAACCUCGCCGCUGGUCAGAAGUUCACCAUCAACAUUGUUGACUCGACGGGUGCCAACGCCCCCUCGGCCCAGUCGCCCGCCAUUGCCAGCGGCAGCUCGUCGUGCCUCAGCUCUUCGAGCGGAUCGAGCUCGGCUACCUCGUCGGGUUCGUCGGCUUCCUCGACUGGCUCCAGCACUGCCGCCGCCACCUCCUCGUCGUCUCCUUCGUCUUCGUCCUCGGCUUCCCGUUCGAGCAGCGGUACUACCUCGUCGACCUCUGCCCCCGCGUCGUCGAGCAGCACCAGCCACGACGGUGCUUCGAGCCUCAGUGGCUUCGCCGCCGUCAUUGCCGGUGUUGUCGGCAUCGGCGCUGCCGCCCUUGCCUAAGAGAACGGCGCAAGCACUUGUCCGAUGUGCAGCAAUCCUCUUCAAACAAACGUUUGUGCAAUAAUCUUCCUUGCGUUGAUGUGCGCGAUAUUUGCCUCCUCGCCUAUCAUUCAGAAUCUCCUCACCAUCACAUCUCCUCCUACGGAACUUUAGACGCCUACCGCCCGAACUCUCAAUUGUUCCCUUUAACAAUUCAUUCGACUCUCUCUUGUUUAUUCG